CGCGCAGAGGCAUAGGACAUUUCACGAAUGGGAGGUGACAAGAAAUAUGGGCCAAUCAACGAGCAGUUCUGAAGUUCUCUUGCCCCUGUUGUUAUAGUGACGAGAGGUAAACAAGCGAGGCCUGUGAGCACCUGAGAGGGUCUGCGUUUACUUUUAAUGAUAUAUUUGAGAAAAUAACCUGUAUGGAGAGUUUUGUUUUCAAAGUGGAAAAAAAGCAGCAACAUCUGAGUCUGAAUAGACUAGAGUCAGCUGGACAUUAACUGAAAAUGCUGUAGCUAAGGAAACCUAAUGAUUAACGGUUAGCUAGCCACUGAAAUUGGGCAACGUUAAGAUUAGGCUGAAUUGUUGUAAUGUAGCAAAUAGCGGCAAUAGCGUUGUAAUAUGACCCAGCUCCUGUAAAGUCUUUUUUUUUCCUGAUCUCAGUUGCUAUUUUGUAUUGCCUCUGAGUGGACCAGAGAUCAGGGGCACGUUUUUACUGAACCUAGCUUACGUUAGUGACGUUAUCUGAUACCAGAUAUCUUAAUUCUAGAUUUUUUUUAAUUUUUUUUUGGCUCUAUAUGGAAACGUACGAGAGUAUACUGUCCCUCGGCAGAGGUGCAACAGCUGUUGUAUUUCUUAUGAAGCAUGCCGCAACAAGCAAACUGUAUGCUGUGAAGAGAAUAGGUAUCGAGAGUUCGCAUAAAGCUCGGACCAAAGAGGCUGUUCUGCAAGAAGCCGAGAUACUGAAGAAACUUAAGCAUCCCCACGUUGUCACAUGGAACGACACUGUUUUUGAUUCCACGAACCAGUUGAUUUACAUUGUGAUGGAUUACUGUGAUGGCGGCACGCUGGAGGAGCAAAUUCAAACACGUAAACCAAAGGACUAUUUCGCAGAGGAGAGAGUCAUGGAAUGGUUUGUCCAGGUCACCAUGGCUGUCAGCUUUAUACACUCAGCGAAAGUUCUACACAGAGACAUCAAGACUUCCAAUGUCCUUUUAACUAAAAAGGGAAUUCUAAAGGUUGGUGAUUUUGGAAUUUCAAAGAUGAUGAGCAAUACAUUGGACUUAGCUUGUACAUGUGUAGGCACACCCAGGUACUUGAGUCCUGAGCUUUGCCGUGAUGUCCCAUACAGCUCUAAGUCUGACAUAUGGGGACUUGGCUGCUUACUUUAUGAGAUAUGUGCUCUCCGGUGCCCUUUUGAUGCAACAAACCUCUUGAGUUUGUUCUACAAGAUCAUCAAAGGCGAGUAUGAACCUGUAUCAGAUUGUUACUCCAAAGCUCUCCAUACACUCAUCAAGACCAUGUUAAAUGACGUGCCUGAAAACAGACCAAGUGCUAAUAGCAUACUGAACACUGCCUAUGUUCAAGAGCACUUAAGUCAUUUUGUCCAGCACCGGGAAACUGAGCUAAGUAAGAUGUGCACUGACUGCCCAGCCCCGCCCAAAGAGGACGCUGACGGUGAGCGUCAGUGUUCUGGGAAACAGGGCAUUGCGGUAGCCAGCGUGGAGGAUGUUGAUGGUAAUGCUAAAGCAGCUGGACCACUGGUCUCCACACUAGAGGAGGAGGAUGAGGAUGGACAUGAAACUGACAAGGACGAAGAGUACAUAGGCUCAGACUACUCAGAGGACUUUGACGAUCAAGAAAGUUUGUCCUCCACUGAGGACAGCUUGGACAAAAUGGAGUCCCAUUCCCAUAAUUCAACAGUUGAGGAUGCCCUCAAUGAGUCAUGUGGUGCAGCGGGUGACACUGACCUCACUGACUACCCAGAUGACUUUGAAGAGGUAGAGGAAGACGAUUUGAUGGAUGUUGUCAGUAAUGCCAAAGUUGCCAUGGAGAUGUCAGUGGAGGAUGAUGACUUUGGGGAGGAGGUGCACCUGAAAGAUGCUGGUGGUCUGUCUGUCACCAUGAAAGUCCUGAGAGAGAGGUACCUAGAGGAUGUGGGGCCGUCCCUUUACAGGGAGAUCAGUGGGCACUUUGUGAACGGGUUCACUCCAAAGGACUUGCAGCCACAGUUUGAGCAUAUGCUGGGGACCGAUCACCUUGAAACAUGUUACCUCAUAUUUAACAUAGACCAAGAGCCUACAUGAGUCCAGCUCCUUUUUGGCACUGUUCCCACCUACAUCUUCUAAAAUGAACAGGUCUAGGUCAACAAACUAAUACAUGUAGAUAGUGAUUGAGGAUUUGUAUUUGCGUUGUUUGCCAUCACCUAUUUAAUCAUGGUGUCAAAUUAUAUUGUUAAUUAUGUAAAUAAUCUGUCAGUUCUGUCACGCAUAUCUCCAAAGCAUUUCCACAUAUAGCCUGUAGGUGUCACCCUAUUGCCAUGUUAUGAAAUUGUGAUUUUGCAAGAAAGGGCACGGUGAUCUGAUUUGUGCUUCUCUUUUGGUUGUGGAUGUGAAAUAGACAUGUUAACUAGCCACAGGUGAGUUCAAAAUUAUAUUGAGAUCUCUGCUUGCCGUGCCACUAACAUCUUGAUAAUAUUUAAUCAUGUAAAAAGGAGUAAUCUGUUUCUUGCAUGUGUGAUUUCAUUCAUUUAAUUAAUUAAAUUGGCACUGUAUUCUCAAUUCACAGUCAGCCCCUUUCACAUGGUUUAAAGAGGCUAAUGUCUCCCUGUUGAAAUGAAAUGGGAUGUGAAACCUAGUCCUGCUGUGUUAAUUGAUGGCUUACAGCUGCAUAUAUAGUCCAUAUUUACGAUCUCACCACCUUAAUGGCUUUGCAUAAUCUCUAAAUGGAAUUCAUUCUCAGUCACUCAUCAAACUGUCAAACAUUGCUCUGUGGGUUCUUACCAUGCAAGAAUGCUUGCAAUUUGGCUCUUGGGAGAGGUCAACCUUGUUAAUGGCCUUUUGUCCCUUUGAGCUGCCUGGACAAGACCUUUGAACUGUUCUAAUCUACAUCACCAGGGAAAUAUUUCAUGGCACCAUACAGUACCAGCCAGCUGUUUUGCUGAGUCAGAAUUACAUUACAUUUCACAAGUGGAGGCAGUGUGUCCUGUGGCAGCGCUGUCAAACUAGAGAUGUAUUUCCACAAGAAAAUGUGAAUGAGAUGCAGCAGCAGUCGGCCAUUGCAUACCUAUGCAAUUACGUGGAUACUAACACUUCACGCUAUGAAAGGAAGGUUUGACUUGCCUUCCACCAGUUGGAUGAGCAAUAAACGUUAUCUAAAAAGAUGCAGGGUGGUGCUUCUCUAACACCAAAUACCCACUGACACUGUAGCACACAUAGGCAGACAAAACACACUGCUAUUCAAUUAUUAAUCAGUCAGAGUUCAAAAUGAGUUGAUGGUCUCAAUUCAUUGUGUGCAAUGCACCUUAUCGAGAUCUGUGAAGAACCUGACCACUUCGUUGGCACUUAAGACUCUUGUCAUUAGUACCUCGGUGGUGGAACCACCUACAUAGUCCUAUCCAAUCAAGUGACAGCCAUAGUACAUUCACAGAGUAUCACAAAGCAUUUACAGACUCACCUCUUUAGAACUCAUCUGUCUAAUGUAUUUGUUACCAAAAUUUGCCCCAAAAUGUAUACAUUUUUAUAGUUAUUGUUAUUUUAACUAUGCCCUGAUAUACAAUACUUUUGCAAGCAUUUUGUUGUUUUGUUCAUAAUGCUUGUUGUUCAUAUAGUUGUUGUUUUUUUCUUUUUCGAAUGUGUUUUGUCGGUCACUUUGGACAAAAGCAUCAGCUAAAUACCAUGAUCAUUUUCAUCCUUUGGUUAUCAACAGCACAGCUGAUAAAAGUUUAAUAAUAUAUGCAUUUUAUGAAGGUUUUGAAGACUAUUUGUUGGUGUAUUCUUGUAGAUUUUGUUAAACACACACUAUGUGUGUGCAUGUGUGUAUUCUGUAGAUAGAUGAUGGCAGCCAUAUUAUUACAGGGCAACAGUGUGCCAUUUGAAUAGAGUUGACAUGUUAGUGGACUAACAUUAUUUUAAUAAACAGCGUCGGAAAUUUCAAAA
Molecule: messenger RNA, 3917 nt
Organism: Clupea harengus (Atlantic herring)
Lineage: Eukaryota; Metazoa; Chordata; Actinopteri; Clupeiformes; Clupeidae
Gene: nek12
Product: NIMA-related kinase 12
Biological process (GO): protein phosphorylation
Molecular function (GO): ATP binding; protein kinase activity
Source: RefSeq, a predicted model, not a curated record